CCGCAUCCGCAGUGCCGCUAUUCUUUGCCGAACUUUCGCGGUGCUCUGAGCACUUGCAGGGGACUGAAGAUGAUUGCAUGAGGGCGCACAGCUACCCACCAGAUACAUGUGACCGGUGAGAUCCAAGAAAAGAACAUCAUCGUGGCCGUCCGCCUUCCCUUCUCAAGUACAAUCUCGAUAGCUGAUGCCCAACUACUUUUCACCAUGGCUACCUCCUUCAAGAUCAUCAUCGCGGGAGGCGGUCUCGCCGGGGCGCUACUCGCAAACGGCUUGAUGAAUCACGGCGUAGACGUAACCGUAUACGAACGAGACGCAGAUGAUGCUAAGAGAGAGGGAUAUCAGAUUCGAUUGGGUGAGAGCGCCAUGACAGGUUUCAAGGCCUGUCUCAAGCCAGCUGAAAUUGCGACUAUCAAGUCGCAGUUCAGUCAAAUGUCCUCGACAGGCCUCACGGCACCGGCCUUAAUGAAUACGAGAUUCCAGACUCUGCUUGACUUGGGCCAACUCCCAUCCUACAGUGCGUCUUCCGCCAUCAAUCGUGUUGUGCUCCGAGAUGUUCUCAUUGCUCCUUUACAGGAGAGGGGCAUCAUCCGAUUCGGAAAGGCAUUUGAAGGAUACGAAGUUGUCAAAAGCGACGAUGGGCAGGAAAGUGUGAGAGUUCAUUUCGCCGACGACACUACGGAUGUUUGUGAUGUUCUUAUUGGCGCAGAUGGCAGCGGAUCAAGGAUCAACAAGCAAGUCGGAGCUCGCAAUAUUGUACCAAUUGACAGCCAUGCCAUGAUUCUCAGCAAAGGCCCUUUGCCCGAAGACUGGACGGAGAAGUUGCCUUCACGUCUGACCAAAAGUCCACUUAUUACAUUUGCCGGCGGUGUUUCCAUGUUCUAUGCGUUAUUUCUACCCACCGCGGACGAGACGACCCAGAAAGCCGAGAAUGGCGCAAGAUAUAGCACGAAGGAUGCGUCUUAUUACUGGGGUCUUAUGAUUCCCAAAGACAGAAUGCCGACCGAUGACUGGAACAAGGUGGAGGAUUCCAUGAAGAUUUGUCUUGACGCGACCAAAGACUGGGCACCUGACCGAACAAUGUUGACAACAGGUUUCGACGACACGAGCAAGGGCCAUAUUACUGUAGCACGCAUGCGAGCAAGCAAGAGACUUCCGAAAACAUGGCGGAAGAACGUCAGACAAACAACCGGUGACGAGGGACAUCCUCGGGUCUGGCUGAUAGGGGAUGCAAUGCAUGCAAUGCAGCCUAAUAGGGGAAUGGGAGGGAACCAAGCCUUCCAUGAUUGCGCCGACGCCUUACCUCAACUACUCGCACUCAAGAAGAAAGCUGAUUCGGGCAUCGGGCCAUCGACACUGGACAUCAGCGUAGCGUGCAGUCAGUACGAGAGCAGAGUGAUCGAUCGAGCUUUCCCAUGGGUGAGCAAGAGCGGAGGAACCAGUGUCCCAAUGAUCAACUUGGACGGGUGGCUUGGAUGUUUGGUCUGGAUGAUUGGAUCGUUCUUGGUGUCGGGAUACGUCCUUAUGUCCCGAGUCUUGAGGUCCGGGGUAAGGCCUUGAGGUGGGAGGGUUCGAUGCGACGCAGCGACAUCAGUCCGACGCUGGAGUUGAAAUGUAGCA
Messenger RNA from Colletotrichum phormii, 1617 nucleotides. RefSeq lists its product as uncharacterized. The coding region runs from base 205 to 1557 and encodes 450 amino acids. Gene Ontology annotation, molecular function: FAD binding. The transcript is spliced from 6 exons. The record is from RefSeq and is a predicted model, not a curated record. NCBI's taxonomy places the organism in Eukaryota, Fungi, Ascomycota, Sordariomycetes, Glomerellales, Glomerellaceae.